Molecule: messenger RNA, 1660 nt
Organism: Aspergillus ochraceoroseus IBT 24754
Lineage: Eukaryota; Fungi; Ascomycota; Eurotiomycetes; Eurotiales; Aspergillaceae
Product: inositol phosphosphingolipid phospholipase
Exons: 1
Coding region: 81-1523 (480 amino acids)
Cellular component (GO): cytoplasm
Molecular function (GO): sphingomyelin phosphodiesterase activity
Source: RefSeq, a predicted model, not a curated record
UGAGAACCUUGAAGCUUCUCUGGAAUUCUCAUCGGCAUCGACAUCCUGAUCCGGGUUGUCACGGCUAUGUCCCCUUGGUCAUGAUGGCUCACUCAGAACCCCCUUCCCAAAUUCGUAUCCUCAGCCUCAACUGCUGGGGCCUCAAAUACAUCUCCACUUAUCGCCACGAGCGUCUCUCAGAGAUCGGUCGCCAGCUCGCCCUUGCAGACCCCCCCCCUGAGAUUGUCGGUCUCCAGGAGUGCUGGACCCAGCAGGACUUCAACAGUAUUCACGAGCAAACUCGCCAUAUCCUCCCCUACGGCAAGUUCUACUUCGGCGGCAUCUGGGGUGCGGGGCUCGCCAUUCUCUCGCGAUGGCCCAUCGAACAGAGCUCCAUGUAUGAGUACCCUCUCAACGGGCGUCCCACAGCAUUUUUCCGCGGUGACUGGUUUGUGGGGAAGGGCGUCGCCUGCGCACGCGUCCGCUUCGGUCCCGGCGUCCACGACAUCGCCGAGGUGUUCUGCACCCAUCUCCACGCGCCCUACGAACAAGAACCCCAUGAUAGCUACCUCUGCCACCGUACAGCGCAGGCAUGGGAGAUCGCGAAGCUCAUGCGCGGUGCUGCUGAACGAGGCCACCUUGUCAUCGCUCUAGGCGACUUCAACAUGAUCCCUUCUUCGUUUGCGCACCGGCUCAUCCGCGCCCACAGCCCCGUCCACGAUGCCUGGCAGGUGAUUUACCCGGAUUCCUCGAUCGGUGCAGCCAAGGACGCAGUUGAGCAGGUCCGUGGGAAACCCGUGCCUCCUGCCAAGUUCAACCUCCACCACAACGGCGCGACAUGCGAUGGUCCCUACAAUACCUGGCGCUGGCCCAAGCGAGACCAGAAGCGCCUGGACAAGGGCGAGGAUGAUGUCCCCGUUGACGACGAGAAACCGGAUAUCUACGGUAAACGCCUGGAUUAUAUUUUUGUGGGCGACGGAAUCAGUACAGGAUCUUCAUCUGCUCCCUCCUGGACCGUCGAGGAUGUUUGUGUCGGGAUGACCCAGCGCCAUCCCACCCUACGCUGUUCCCUAAGCGACCAUUUCGCUGUCGAAGCCACCAUCACCCGAACUCCUCCCCAGCCUCGACAAACCGAGACCACCGCCGAAAAAACAGCGCUCGCCCUCGCAUCCAGCCAAGGCCACAUCACCCUCUCCCCAGAGACGUACGACCACAUCAUCGACAUGAUCCACGCCUACGUGCGCCGCGAACGCUCUCAGCGCCGCUGGCGUCUCGCUCACUUCCUCGCCUCCGUGCUGGUCACUAUCGGCUGUUUAGUGGGCGUCUGGUGGACAGGAAACCGAUCCUAUAUCGCAUUUAUUCUGAUGCUGGUGAGCACCCUGGGUUUCGCCGCGGGCGUGCUGGAUGGGUUGAUUGGCGGGUUGUUUGUCUCGAGUGAGCUGCGCGCACUAAAGGAGUUUGAGUGGGAGAUUCGGAAUGCAAAGAGGAUGUUGCUCGAGCGAGAUGCUGAGCAUGCAGAGGAAAAGGGUGAGAGUAGUAUUUGAAAAAAAAAAAAGGCGAGAGAAAAGAAAAGACGUAUAGUAAGUAAGUAUCGCUGGAAAGUCUGUGUACAUUUAAUUCUUCUUCCUGCAUAUUCAUAUUUGAUUGAUGCUUUGGAGGGUCCUUUUUUUUUUUCUUUCUU